Messenger RNA from Dermacentor silvarum, 3134 nucleotides. Its product is annotated as acetylcholinesterase. The record is from RefSeq and is a predicted model, not a curated record. Gene Ontology annotation, cellular component: plasma membrane. Gene Ontology annotation, biological process: acetylcholine catabolic process; choline metabolic process. Gene Ontology annotation, molecular function: acetylcholinesterase activity. Bases 275 to 2182 code for a protein of 635 amino acids. NCBI's taxonomy places the organism in Eukaryota, Metazoa, Arthropoda, Arachnida, Ixodida, Ixodidae. The transcript is spliced from 4 exons.
UCGGUUGGAUGAGAUAUUACAAUUACAGCUUCACCCCUUCUCCUCCCGUCGCGGCUUCACUCGCAGCAGCUAAGCACGACAGCUUCGUGCUUUGCAGCGAGCGCCUAGUGUGUGCCGCCGCGUGUCGGGCAUGCGAGUGCACUAGUCAAAGCUCGUGUUAAGUGCAGCUUCCUUAUAAUACAAGCAGCGUGUACGUAGCUCCGCUCACGCUUGGUGCGUGCUGCUUACUUGCGUUCCUUAGGGUGAAAAAGAAAAAAAAAGUGUGUCGGUGACAAUGGGGCCGAUCUCCUACCGAAUGUUGGUGCUUUUCUCUGUGCAUAUCUUUCAACUCUGCUGCGUCGAUGCCCGUGAACGUCCUGUGGUCAAAACUAAUUACGGAGUCGUCGAAGGCAUUCGAAUGAAUGCGGGUAGCGAAAAAGUGGACUCUUUCCUCGGCAUUCCGUACGCCACGCCACCAGUGGGUGAGCUGCGCUUCGAAAGGCCGCUACCAGCCAAGCCCUGGAAAGGCAAGUACAACGCAAGCAGGAAGCCCACACCAUGCAUGCAGAGUGACUUUCCAAUCUACCAGGACAUUGUGCUCGACUACACGCAUUCCAGCGAGGACUGUCUAUAUUACAACAUUUGGCGACCAACGCGUAGCUGUCCCAACGACACAGAAACGUGCAACGCCAAGCUUCCUGUCAUGGUGUUCAUACAUGGUGGCGGGUUCCAGUUCGGGGACUCCUCGCUAUUUGUUUAUGACCUCAGCAAUUUGGCUGUGAGCGCCAACAUCAUAACAGUGAGUUUUAACUACAGACUCAAUUUCUUCGGCUUCCUGACGACGGAAACGGCCGACCUGCCUGGAAAUAUGGGCAUGUGGGAUCAAGUGCUUUUUCUCAAAUGGAUCAACGAGAACAUCGCUCAUUUUGGUGGCGACCCUAGUGAGGUCACGGUGGCGGGUCACAGUGCGGGGGGCGUCUCCGCCGGACUACUGGCUGCGUCGCCGACGACCAAAGGGCUCAUCAAGCGAAUCAUUAUGCAGAGUGGAACGCCUCUUACACUUCUUGCUGGAUCAACUUACUAUAGUCCUGACAAGUUCUAUGACGUAUCACGCACUCUCGGCUGUCAUAACGGCGAGGCAAAGAAGAAGGACCUGGACCUUCCUAAGACGAUAAAGUGCCUGAAGAAGCUGAAUGCCCGCAAAAUAAUCCGGGCGCUGCUCCGUUUGAAUUUGGGACAGCGUAUCUUCUCGCCGCAGGAAGGCGAUGACUUCUUCCCGUACGACCCGCUAGCGAUCGACACGUGGAAGAAUAUCCACGUCAAGGAAGUGUUCACCGGCAGCAACCUGAACGAAGGCACGGGUUUCCUGCACUACGUUCUGAAGUACCACCAUGACCUCAAGGACAAUCUUAAGGUGGAUUAUCGGGCGACCAUUACGGCCAUGUUGUCGCUCUUCGCCGACGUGCCACUGGUUACGGGAAAGAAGAUGACAAAGGCCUACUUCGGUGGUUACGAGGUGAAGCACAACGACCAGGAAGUCAUACUGCUCCUCUCCGAAAUGAUGGGCGACAUCGUCUUCAAGUGCCCGACGCACCUCUUCGCUGAGCUCACGGCGCUUCAAGGACUACCUUCAUACAGGUACUUGUUUGCCUACCGGCCGACCUACAGCAUAUUCCCAAAAUAUUUCGGCGUGGUGCACUCGGAAGAACUGCCCUUUGCUUUGGGAAGUUUGAUCUUUUCUACCGAUCCAACAAGAGCCAGCAUCGCUACAGACAGCCUUCCCAGGGGCUUUCUGGGAAGGAGUUACACCACCAAUGAGACGGAAUUUAUGCGACAACUGAUGGGAAUGUGGGGAUCGUUCGUGUCUACAGGAAAACCAUCGAUACCCCUUAGAGACGACGAGUGGCCAAGCUAUACGAAGACAAGACAAGACAUCCUUGAGCUCAUGCCCUUCAACUACACCAUAAAGCUUGACAAGUCGCAGGACAAAUGCGAACUCUACAGGCCUUUCAUGAUCAGGAAAGGCGCUGGAAAGAAGCCUCCUCUCAGGAUUGCUUCUCCUGGAAAUGCCGCCUCGAGCGGCAAACCCAUCCCUCCAGCCGUGGCGAGUGGUGCGAACCGCAAGGCCAACAACGUUGCUACGCCACUGGCAGCAUGCUGCCUGAUGAUAGCCGUGCGUCACCUGUUUGCAACGAUGUUCUAAGUGGCAGGCGUGCAUACAUUGCGUGCUAGCAUGAAGAUGUAUGUACAAAAAGGCAACAAAAAGCAAUAACUGCUCUGCAGCAGGAAGUGCAGUGCGGUGAAGCGCGCGGACAAUGAACAUCUUGUGAAAUGUGCAUGGACGAUAUCCAUCUAUGUAAAAUUCCACAAAGACUUUUUUUUUCGUUAACGCACGAUGGCAGAGUUUUCGGAGAAAACUCAAUGCCAUCCUCCUGAAGAAAACAUGAGCUAUAUUUUUUAACGAUCAAUUUUAUUGUACAGUCGUUACAUCCAUCGUCAUUGGUUCGGACACCAUCGACGCUCCUCCAUAAGCUUUCCUUUAUUAUCGCGGGUAUUGGCCAUCCAGCAAGAGGGAUGGUAAUAAAAGAAGAAUGGAAAACUAAAUAAAACGUUACAUAGCAAUGCCCUAGUCUUCCCACGAAAGAAAAAAAAAGUCAUGUAGGAAGCAGACUACUGAAAGACGAGCACAAAAGAAAACGACAGCUGGCUUUGCCUGCACACAGGUAGUCCCGCACAGUGAAAAGCCAUAGCCAAUAAGUAAAUAUUCACAUCUGAAACAGAGCUAGGCGGGAACAAGCUAGAAACCUGCAGGUCAGGAUUCUAGCCAAGUGUGUGUUAUAAGACAUGUUCUGCUUACAGCGAGGAAGGUGUAACGAAAUUGCGCGUUAGUUUAAAGCGACUAUAACCAUGCCGUAUUUAGAAACAGUUUUUUAUUGACGUUUACUCAUUGUAGGAUGCCGUAAAUCCUACGCUAUCGGUGACUGAUGCAGUCAUUGUAGGCUUUGUUCUCAGCUUCGCCGUCUUCCCUCAGUGCUUACCUUAAACUUGGCCUGUUCCUAGCAUGCACAGGACAUCAGGCAGGUAUCAACGACCGUGCUAUAUUUUCGGUACCUCCGCGCUCCUUUGUUGCUAUACCCGGCGACUCCAACCCGCAG